Molecule: messenger RNA, 566 nt
Organism: Polyodon spathula (Mississippi paddlefish)
Lineage: Eukaryota; Metazoa; Chordata; Actinopteri; Acipenseriformes; Polyodontidae
Product: parvalbumin, thymic CPV3-like
Exons: 5
Coding region: 109-438 (109 amino acids)
Cellular component (GO): cytoplasm; nucleus
Molecular function (GO): calcium ion binding
Source: RefSeq, a predicted model, not a curated record
UUACAAUCAAACCUAUAUAAAGCAAGGUUGAAAAAGAAUAGCCACCACAAAGACUUGUCCGAGCUCCUCCGCUUUUUAGACUCAGCAAACCCCCAGAGCAGGAUUAAAAUGUCUCUCACUUCCAUUCUCUCUGCUGCUGACAUCGCUAAUGCCCUGAAAGACUGCCAAGCUCCAGACAGCUUCAGUCCUAAAAAAUUCUUCCAGCUCUGCGGGCUGCGCAAGAAAACCCCCAAAGAGGUGACGGAAGUCUUCUAUAUCCUGGACACCGACCAGAGCGGCUUCAUUGAGGAAGAUGAAUUGAAGUUUUUUCUUCAGAAGUUCUCCCCUUCUGCACGAUUGCUGACCACAGCCGAGAUCAAGGCAUUCCUGAAAGCUGCAGACGACAAUGACGAUGGCAUGAUUGGAGCUGAAGAAUUCCAGGGUGUCGUCCUUUCCUGAGCUGGAUUUUUUUUUUUUUUUUUUUUUUUUUUUGGAAGAUUUGCCCACCAUAGCAUGUUAUACAACCUUUGGAAUAUAUUGCUGAAAAGUGUAAUUGCAUAUGUUGUAUACACCAACCUUCCUCAGAA